This is a messenger RNA of Uncinocarpus reesii 1704, 3213 nucleotides long. RefSeq lists its product as uncharacterized. Gene Ontology annotation, cellular component: RQC complex. The record is from RefSeq and is a predicted model, not a curated record. Gene Ontology annotation, molecular function: tRNA binding; ribosomal large subunit binding. Lineage: Eukaryota; Fungi; Ascomycota; Eurotiomycetes; Onygenales; Onygenaceae. Gene Ontology annotation, biological process: rescue of stalled cytosolic ribosome; ribosome-associated ubiquitin-dependent protein catabolic process. The coding region runs from base 1 to 3213 and encodes 1070 amino acids. The transcript is spliced from 3 exons.
AUGAAGCAAAGAUAUUCUUCACUGGACGUCCAGCGCAUAUACCUUUUUAAGCUUCAGAAACCCGACGUCCGCAAGCAGAUCGUCAUCGACUCUGGGUUUCGCUGCCACCUCACAGAAUAUACCCGUGCAACAGCUCCUGCGCCAUCGCACUUCGUCAGCCGUCUCCGACAAUUCCUUAAAUCCCGUCGCGUCACAGCUGUUUCUCAGGUCGGCACCGAUAGGAUUAUUCACAUCGAAUUUAGCGAUGGACAGUUCCACUUGUUGCUGGAAUUCUUCGCCUCGGGAAACAUCAUCUUGACAGACAACGAGUUUAAGAUUGUGUCGCUUCUGAGGAUUGUGCCAGAGGGUGAAGAACAAGAUGAAAUCCGGAUUGGGUUGAUAUACAGACUGGAUAACAAGCAGAAUUACGGCGGGGUACCUCCGCUAUCCGUGGACAGAUUGAGGACUGCAUUGGAAAGGGGGAAAGAAAGAGAUGCUUCCCAGCCAGAGGCCACAACUAAAAGAGCCAAAAAGAAGCAGGAUGAAGCCCUGAGAAGAGCAUUGUCUCUUGGUUUCCCGGAAUACCCGCCAUUGCUCUUGGAGCAUGCUCUUCAUGUCACCGGCUUCGAUUCCACUUUGCGGCCCAACCAGAUACUGGAAGCGAGUGACAUGAUUGAUGAGUUAAUGCAUGUACUGGAGGAAGCGCAAAGAGUUUCAGGGGAGUUAUCAACAGCUGAGCAGACACGGGGAUAUAUCAUCACACGAAAUGAAAAUAAACCGUCGGAACCCCCUACCCAAGGUACAGAGACAAAGCCAGACAAAUCAAGCUACAUUGACUACCAUCCCUUUGAGCCCAAGCAGUUUGCCGAUAACCCGGACACUCGUAUACUGCCACUUGAGAGUUUUAACAAAGCUGUGGAUGAAUAUUAUUCGUCCGUGGAGGCACAAAAACUAGAGUCUCGGCUCACGGAUCGAGAAGAGACGAUGAAACGAAAACUAGAAGCUACGAAACGGGACCAUGAGAAAAGAGUUGGAGCUUUGAAAGAGGUUCAGCAGUUGAAUGUCCGAAAAGCUCAAGCCAUCGAGGCGAAUUUGUCCAAAGUGGAGGAGGCAAUCAAUGCUGCCAAUAGCCUGAUUGCGCAGGGUAUGGACUGGGUCGAGAUCGCCCGCCUCAUUGAAAUGGAACAAAGCAGACGAAACCCGAUUGCCAAGAUGAUAAAGCUCCCUUUGAAGCUGUACGAAAAUACGAUUACAAUCCUACUGCCGGAUGGAAUGCCUGUUGAUGACGAGUCAGAGUCAGAGUCAGAAGAUGAAGACGAGGAAGAUGAAAGCGGCGACGAGCCUGAAAAGAAAUCUCGAGAGCCUGAAGUUCUCAGUAUUGAUAUUGACUUGGCUCUAACCCCGUGGGCCAAUGCAAGCCAGUAUUAUGACCAGAAGAAAACAGCUGCAAUGAAAGAGGACAAGACCAUUAAAGCCUCUAAAAAGGCCCUCAAAAGUGCCGAGAAGAAAGUCACUGCUGAUCUCAAGCAAGGCCUGAAGCAGGAAAAACCGGUAUUAAGGCCUGCAAGAACACCAUUCUGGUUUGAGAAGUUCUUCUUCUUCAUAUCUUCAGAUGGUUAUUUGGUCCUUGGUGGUCAAGAUGCUCGCCAGGAUGAGAUUCUAUACCACCGGCACCUCCAAAAAGGGGAUGUGUACGUUCAUACAGAUACAGAGGGUGCAAUGCCAAUGAUCAUAAAGAAUAAACCGGGGGCAUUUGAUGAUCCCAUUCCUCCGGGCACCCUGGCACAAGCCGGCACAUUUACCGUUGCAACAUCACGCGCGUGGGACACAAAGGCGUUACUGGGUGCUUGGUGGGUAAAAGCUGAGCAAGUGUCGAGGACGACCGCUACCGGAGAGUAUUUGCCGACCAGCGUUGUGAUUAGCGGAGAAAAGAACCAUUUAGCACCGGGCCAGCUUAUACUUGGAUUCGCGGUGCUAUUUCAGAUUAGUCCGGAGAGUGUAGCGAACCAUCGGCGACAUCGGCUGGAGGAAUCCGGCUCGCCUCAAAUCGCGGUUGAAAGUGAAGAUGGAAAAGAUCCCCAGCCACCUUCGGAACGCGAAGUUUUAGAGCAUGACGAGGAUAAAGGAGGGGAAUUAGAAGAAAAGGGGGAACCGAGUGAAGCCGCUUCGAGUCUUCAUCCUCAGAACGAUGAGCAUGGUGACCUCAAUGAUUCGACGCCGCUUAUGAAUGAACCGCAAGGUGAAGUGGAUCAAUCUAGUGAAGAUGAAUAUGAUUCAGCGGACCCUGCCUAUCAGCAACAACCAGAAGCUUCAGACACAGCAACAAAGGAUUUCUCACAUGCGAGAAGCCCAAGCAUAAGGGAGGAGGGCGAAUCGGUACCGUCUACGUCCCAGCCAUCUCGAACAUCAACUCCAUCCAUCCAAUCAAGCUCAACACCAAAGAGCCAGCAACAAGUGCGCGGAAAACGCGGCAAGGCCAAAAAGCUCGCAUCAAAAUAUAAAGACCAGGAUGAGGAAGACCGAGAGUUAGCUCUCCGUCUACUCGGCUCCGCGCCGAAAGCCGAUGCUCCGAAAAAGACUAGGGAAAGCCGUGAAGCGGAACUACAAGCGCAAAAGGAACGUCGUCGGGCUCAACACCAUAAAGCUGCACAGGCCGAGCGACAACGACAAGAAAAUUUUCACCGACGGCAACAGGAAGGCUUAGACACGGGAUAUGCAGGGAAGAUAGUGAACGACUUGUCGGUUUUGCCAACACUGGUCGGGGCGCCUGUAGUCGGAGACGAAAUCAUCAGCGCCAUUCCUGUGUGUGCGCCAUGGACGGCGGUUGGACAGUGUAAAUACCGGGCGAAGCUGCAGCCCGGCCCAACCGGCAAGGGGAAGGUAGUCAGAGAAGUGCUAGGGCGAUGGGUCACGGGCGCCUCGGCGGCUGUUAAAGCACAGAAGCCCUCUGCAGGGGAGAUAUUGAAGCUACAGGAGGAGCGAGAUCCCGAGGAGGCCAAAUCCAGCGAGGAUGCGGAAAUGAGCUUGACAAUGAUGGAAGUAGAAUUACUCAAAGGUUGGAGGGGAGCGGAAGUCAUCAAUACGAUACCUACUGGCAAAAUUAGGAUCGUAUCUGUCGCUGGGGCGGGCGGGAGUGUUGCCAGCGUGGAUGAUGGGAAAGCAAAGGGGAAAAAGGCUGGCGCAGGAGCCGGAAAGGCAGGGAAAGGGGCUGCUAAGGGCGGCAAAAAACGAUGA